Liolophura sinensis is the source of this 3924-nucleotide messenger RNA. RefSeq names its product PAN2-PAN3 deadenylation complex catalytic subunit PAN2-like. The record is from RefSeq and is a predicted model, not a curated record. Gene Ontology annotation, cellular component: P-body; PAN complex. NCBI's taxonomy places the organism in Eukaryota, Metazoa, Mollusca, Polyplacophora, Chitonida, Chitonidae. Gene Ontology annotation, molecular function: poly(A)-specific ribonuclease activity; nucleic acid binding; protein binding. Gene Ontology annotation, biological process: mRNA processing; nuclear-transcribed mRNA poly(A) tail shortening.
GGCAUCAUAUCACUGGGCUUAAAACUCAAGCGAUCGCUGAUUUCAUAAUGCACAAGAGCUUGUAGCUCAAGAUGAACUUCAAUGACAUCCCCAGAAACUUCAAUGGUGAGCCUUACACAGGGGAGAUAACUGCGGGUCAUCAGGAUGGCUGAUGGAGAAUCCAUACUUAACAGACCCAGUAUGGCCAUGGUCAGCCAAUGGCAGCGCUGGGUCACAUGGACCCGUCGUUGUAUGAUCAGGGGGAGACCACUGGGCUGGAAGGCGAGUACCACGAGCUGCAUAGUAUCAUGGUUGAUGGAGGGGAUCAUUUUGGGGUAUCAGCUCUGGCCUUCGACACCCAGGAGCUCCUUUGGAUGGGCAACCAGGGGGGUCAUGUGACAUCGUAUUAUGGUCUACACCUGGAAAAACAUGCAUCAUUCCAGGCUCAUCCCCAUGGCGAUGACAUUCGUCAGCUCAUCUGUCAUGAAAUGGGCAUUCUGUCCUUGUCCAAAAACCAACUGAGGUUGACAGAAAGACGAGGAGUCAGAGUGUUUGAAUAUUCAGCUGAGGAAAUGCAUGAGAUGCAGUGUAUGUUACAGAUGAGUCCCACCUCUGUCAUGAUGGGAGGUCACCAAACAAAAGUUAUAGAGGUGGACCUUCAGAAAGGCCAGGAAAUCCGACAGGUGGAUGUGGAAGAGCCAGGCUGUGCUAUAUUCCGCAUGUCCACAAAGUUUCUCUGUGGCGGAGACACCAGUGGCAAGGUGACUUUGUUUGACCCCAACACAAUGAUAGCAGAACAUGUCCUGGAGGCUCACUCAGGCACGCUGUCUGAUUUUGAUCUCCAUGGCAACCUGCUCGUGACUGCUGGAUUUUCUAACAGAAUGGGCAGUCUGAAUGUAGACCGUUUCCUGAUGGUGUAUGAUCUUAGGACGAUGAGAGCUAUGGCCCCAACACAGGUCAUCAUUGACCCCAUGUUCCUUCGUUUUGUUCCCACCUUCUCCAAUAGGCUGGCAGUUGUAUCACAGACAGGCCAGUUCCAGCUUGUCGAAGCCACUGCCAUGACGGCAGCUUCCAUGAUGUUGUACCAGAUUCAUACACACGGAGGCCUCAUCAACACAUUUGACAUCUCAUCCAGCUGUCAAACCAUGGCCUUUGGAGACAGCACAGGUUACUUGCAUCUGUUUGGGAACACAGACCAGCCCGUUUUCAAUUCCUUCCCUGAGCCCACAGAGUUUGUGCACCCGCCUGAUCCACAUCAGCCAAUCCACAUCAAUGAUGAGUUAACUCCCCUGUCUAUCAUUCCCAUGCAGUACCCCACCCAGGGCACACUGCUGUCUGAUUGGCCACAUUACCUGUGUCAGAAAGUGUACAGAAAACCUAAACCAGUCGACAGUGAGAUUUUAAGGUCGAUGAAGAUCUACCACAAUGUUGGUUACGCUCCGAACCCAGGCAACAAACGUCGGAACCAAGUGCAAUACAAACUAAAUGAGAACAACAAACAUCGAAGUCGCAAAUCUAGUGUGCCAGAGUCCCCGAUGGGAAGGGGGGAUGACCCAUUUAUUGUUGUUCCAAAGCGUUACAGACGAGUUGAGAUCAAGUAUUCCCGACUCGGCGUAGAGGAUUUUGACUUCCGUCAUUAUAACAAGACAAACUUUGCGGGUCUGGAGACUCACAUUCCAAACGCAUAUUGCAAUUCCAUGUUACAGGUGCUAUACUUUAUUGAACCGUUGCGGGUCUCCUUGUUGAACCACAUGUGUGCCAAGGAGUUCUGUCUGGCCUGUGAGCUUGGCUACCUCUUCCACAUGCUAGACAAGCAGAAGGGACAGACCUGUCAGGCUAGUAACUUUCUACGCGUGUUCCGGACAAUCCCGGAGGCUGCUGCGCUGGGAUUGGUCCUUGGGGAUGCUGAGGAGUCGAUGGGGAAGUUCAACCUGUCCCGGCUAAUCCAGAGCUGGCAGAGAUUCCUACAUCAACAGAUCCACUCAGAAACGUGCCCAAAGGUUCCGCCUGACUUGCCACCUGUGCCCUCUGACCCUGACCGUAUUCCACCUGAGGAGAAACCACCAGAGGGGGAGGAGGAACAAGGGGAGAGCACUCCGGAGACUGAGACAGACACUGAGGAAGCACCAGUCCCUGAGAAUAAGAAAGCUGAAGGCUCUGUCAUCAAGGAACUGUUCAGUAUCCCUACAUUGACAAUGUUGAGAUGUCGCUGCGGACAUGAGGUGCAGAGAGAGACAGAAUCAACGCUGCUAACCCUGUCCUAUCCUGACUGUUCACCUCCAGGGCCAGGGAUGGAUCCACAGCAGAUCAGUUUUUCUCAGGUGUUACAACACAGUAUGGUGUCAGAACAGAGUACCCAGGCUUGGUGUAACAUUUGUGACAAGUACCAACCUCAUAUCCAGUCUAAAGCUGUCAAGUCUUUACCUGACGUCUUGGCUUUGAAUUGUGAGAUCGAAAACCAGCGAGAUUUGGAAUUCUGGAAAAUACAGCAAAGGUUUAUAAAGAGCCCAGAAGAGGAGAAAAGCGACACAGGGCCAAGGGAGUCCACUCCGCUGUCAAAGAUGUGUCGUUAUGGGGCACACUGUGCCCGACAGGACUGCCGGUUCAGACAUCCAGCUGGGGAGGGCGAGGGGGAUGGGGAGAGUUUCUUGGACCUGAGUCGGUUCAGUGAUGAGGACUGUUUUGAGCCCAGUUGGGUUCCCCUGGGGCUGAAGAUUUCCCAAACUGAUGAGGGUCAGAUCAACAUUGAAGAGAUUGCCGAUGAUGAAUCAAUGGAUCCAUUACAAGCAGAGACAUCAAACUAUUAUGAGAUUUUUGCCAGCGUGUCACAUGUGAAGGACUCAAAGACUGGGGGUAAUUUGGUGGCCUGCAUCAAGGUGGGAGAGAGAUAUCACCAGCGGAAAGAGAAUGUCACCUGUACACAGUGGUACCUGUUUAAUGACUUCUCCAUCACACCUAUAGAAAAGUUAGAAGGCUGCCAUUUUAACCUGGAAUGGAAGGUUCCGUCUGUGAUUUACUUCAUUCGACGCGACAUCAACAGGUAUUACAAUCUUCAAGUACAAAAUCCCAUCACAUCAGACGUGUUAUUUAAUGACACAUCAUUGGUCAACGCCAAAAGGAGGCGUGUUACCAUGACUCCCCUAAGCCCUGAUGAAGUCCCGAAAGAAAACGAUAUCAUCGGGCUGGAUGCAGAAUUUGUGUCACUUAAUCAGGAGGAGUCUGAGCUAAGGAGUGAUGGGACUCGCUCAACCAUAAAACCCUCCCACCUGGCUGUGGCCAGGAUAUCCUGUAUCAGGGGGUCAGGUGAGUUGGCAGGUGAGCCAUUUAUUGAUGAUUACAUCGCUACACAAGAGCAGGUGGUAGAUUACUUGACACAGUUUUCUGGGAUAAAGCCUGGUGACCUUGACCCUAAUGUGUCCACCAAAUACCUGACAAAUCUCAAGUCCACGUACAACAAGCUGCGUUACCUCGUGGACCAGGGAGUCAUCUUUGUGGGCCACGGCCUUAAGAAGGACUUCAGAGUCAUCAACAUUGUGGUGCCAAAAGACCAUAUCCUGGACACUGUGGAACUUUUCCAGCUCCCGCGCCAGAGGAUGAUCUCUCUCAAGUUCCUUGCCUGGUACUUCCUGAAACUAAAGAUCCAGUCGUUCACACAUGAUUCUGUGGAGGACGCCCGCACAGCGCUGCAGCUGUACGAGAAGUACCAGGAGAUGUCGCAGGAAGGGAUGGACACGGUUCGGGCGCGCAUCAAGGAGAUGUACGAGUUUGGCCGCAAAGUUCAGUGGAAGAUUCCAGAGGUGGAGGAAGAGGCAGAUUCCCAGCUGGCAGAAUUGUGAUGUCUGGGAUUUCAUCUGAUGGAAUUGUGAUGUCAGUGAUUUUCAUCUGGUGGCAUUGUGAUGUCAGCGAUUUUCAUCUGAUGGAAUUGUGAUGUCAGCGAUAUUCAUC